GGCACCUGAAGGCUCUGGGAGUCCGGAGGAGGAAGAGUAAAUGUCUUUCCUGGACCUGAGCUUCUUCUCGGUGGGGAUGUGGUCUCUGGGGGCCGGCGCCCUGGGGGCGGCUGCGCUGAGCUUAAUCCUGGCCAACACGGACCUGUUUCUCACCAAAUCGGUGGACGCUACGCUGGAGUUUCUGGAGGAGAUCCAGCUGAAAACCCUGGAUGAAGAAUCCCCAAAGACGUUCAAAGCCCGAGAACUCUGGGAACACCGAGGGGCAGUGAUCAUGGCGGUGCGGAGGCCGGGCUGUUUUUUGUGCCGAGAGGAAGCAGCUGAACUUUCUGCUCUCAAACCCCAGCUAGAUCUGUUGGGCGUCCCACUCUAUGGUGUGGUGAAAGAGAAGAUUGGGUCAGAAGUGGAGAAUUUCCAGCCCUAUUUCAAAGGAAAAAUCUUUCUGGAUGAAAGGAAAAAAUUUUAUGGCCCCCAGAAGCGGAAGAUGAUGUUUAUGGGAUUUAUUCGUCUGGGCGUCUGGCAGAACUUUUUCCGGGCCAGGAGUAAGGGCUUCUCCGGCAACCUCGAAGGAGAAGGGUUCAUCCUUGGAGGCGUUUAUGUGAUUGGGCCAGGCAAGCAGGGGAUUCUCCUAGAACACCGAGAGAAAGAAUUUGGAGAUAAAGUCGACCCUGCAUCUGUUCUGGAGGCUGCCAGAAAAAUAAAGCCACACACUUCGACCUCCGAGGGAAAAUAAUCACAUGUUAAGAGUUGACUUUGGGGAAAUCUAGGCAGAUGAAAGACUUCAGCUAUGUGGCUUUGGCUUCACAAGUCCCACGGAUUCAAAUCCAUCUGCCUGAUUCACAGAUUCUGGAUUUUCAUUUUGCCUCAACAAUUAGAACUCAAAACAAAAUCAAUUUUUCCCCCCUUUUUUGGUCCUUUUUUCUCUUUCUCUUUCUUUUUUUUUCUUUCUUUUUUUUUUAAGCCCCAAGCAAGUUAGUAUUUUUUCACCAAGAAAUGGGAAAAAUGUGAGGUCUGGCUUUCUGAGCUAUAUAUCAGUCAUGCACCCACAGCUCCCCUCACUCACAUUUGUAGCACCUUUGAGAUUUGCAAAGUGCUUCCUUCUCUCGGUAUUGCUAUAAAGUCUGGAAUGCAGGGAUUUGGAAUUGGAGGAGACAGAGAUGUGGACUUGCCCUGGAUCUAAUAACCACCCGCCUCCCCCAAAUAAGGAUAUAAUGAAAAGAGCACCAAAUUCAGCCUCGAGAGGCCUUGGUUUGAAUCCCAGCUCCAACAUCUAUCUAAUAGCUCUUUGGCAAAUUGCUUAAUCUCUAUGAGACUUCGUUUCUUUAUUUGUUUAUAGUAUCUAGUGAGAAUAAUAAUAAACAUGACCUAAUGAACAGAGAGCUGGAUUGUUAACAAAGACUGCUGUCCAAUCUUGAUGCUAUCUGUAUGGCAAAAGAGAAGCAACCAACAACCAUGCUGAGCCUCCCUUUCCACAUCUAUUAGUAGAGGGAUAAUGAUGACUGGUGAAGGGCAGAAUGGCGUCAAGGACAGAGAGAUGGCCUCAGGGUCAGGAAUGAAUGCAUGGAUGGAUAGAUGAAUGAAUAAAUGUGCAUUUAUUUCAAGUUUACUUUUCCCAAACAAUGGACUAAGCAGAAGAAAUACAAAAAGAGAAAGUGAGAUGAUCUUUGCUCUGAUUCAGGAAGAGAAACCUAUCAAAGAAAAUAUGACUAGAGGGCCCAAGGUGGAAGCUAAGGGGUGGCUGGCAAGAUCUAGGGGUCCCCCGAGUUUAACACGGUCAGAUGUCAGUGUUAAGGGUUGGCGGAGAGUAGCAGUAGGCGGACCUGGGUUCCAAAACUGCUUCCAGUACCUACUGGCUAUGGACUCUAAGCAAGGUACUUCACCUUUUGGUACCCCCUUUAAAAAGCAGCUUUUUAGAGGGCAGCUGGGUGGCUCAGUGGAUUGAGAGCCAGGCCUAGAGACAGGAGGUCCCAGGUUCAAAUCUGGCC
This is a messenger RNA of Gracilinanus agilis (Agile Gracile Mouse Opossum), 1982 nucleotides long. RefSeq names its product peroxiredoxin like 2A (gene PRXL2A). The transcript is spliced from 6 exons. Lineage: Eukaryota; Metazoa; Chordata; Mammalia; Didelphimorphia; Didelphidae. Bases 41 to 730 code for a protein of 229 amino acids. The record is from RefSeq and is a predicted model, not a curated record.